GUAUUUUAUUUUUAACACUGCAAGGUAAACGACUUGAAUUUACAGUCGUCAGUUUGUUAUACGUAUUGUAACUGCACAUGUUAUUUGUGUGCCGAUAACAUGGAUAAUUUGCUGUUAUCAUCUGAAAAGAAAAUAGAAAUUCUAAGUAAGCUUCGAUUAUUCUAAGGAUUUACAGCAUACCUGAGUGAUUACAGUGGCCCGGCCGCCCAUCAAUACCGAAUUAACAGGACUUUAACAAGGAGACAUAUUCAGUGUGCCAUAUGUAUCAUGCAGAUUAUUUAUGCAGACAGCUGGAUAAUUCGUCAGUGUAUUUUAUUUUUAACACUACAAGCAAUAUCGAAUUAACAAGACUUUAACAAGGAGACAUAUUCAGUGUGCCAUAUGUAUCAUGCAGAUUAUUUAUGCAGACAGCUGGAUAAUUCGUCAGUGUAUUUUAUAUUUAACACUACAAGUUGUGGGAAGCUCAUCCGUUUUUCUGAAUCAAGAAGAACUCAGUCAAGGAGUAUGUGAUGGUGAGAUGUUAAAUGCAAGCAUCCAUGUCACCUGUGAAUUCCGUGGAGCUAGAGCUAAAAUAAGAGGAGGAAACGAAAUAACACACUGUGAGAACAGAAUAUGUGUAAAGGGUGGACAAUUCAGCGGGAAAGACAACAUUCUCAAUGUUUUCUUCCCUAUGGAUUAUAAAUCACACAUCGACAAUGUUUUGGAAGUAAGCGUCACGUGUUCGAAUGGACGUGUCUUUGAAUAUGAUUUACACAUGGUACCAUGUCUAUCUCAAUUUAAUCACUCUGUCGGAUGCAACAGAACGCAUGUGCAGAUAACAUGUGAACACAACUCCUACAACUUAUCUAAACAUGGAAUGACGAUAAAAAACUUAACAACCAGAAACAUGUUGGUUACGUGCAGGAGGCAGGAAAAAUCACAAGAAUGUAUCCCGAAUGGUGCUCAGUUAAUUCUACCAUACGUGUAUGGGCAAGAGAUACAAUGUGAGAUGGAUGGACAAUUUUUGAACAUCAACAUUACAAGUAACCAAGUUAAUUGCACGGAUGACCAGACAAGCGGACAGUUAGGACAUUCUUACAAAGUGCUUCCAUUCGGAUGUUUUCUACUUCCCCUACUUGCACUUCUCCUUCCGCAAUGUAACUGUUAAAUAUAUUCCUUUAAGAAAUUUCUAUUGAUUUGUUAUGGACGUUUACGUCUACCUCAACAAUUCACAGGUUGGAGUGUCUGGUUCGAUAAGGGAUGCUCCCUCCUUCUUAGCCCCAGAUUCCUUCCCAGUAAUUUCCAGGGGUCCGUGAUUAUGCCCUCUCUGUACUGCUCAUAAUUUUUUUUCAAGAUCGAUAUGUGUUCAUGAAUGUCUUUACCUCUUACAUUAUUCCAAACAGAAUAUCAUUUUCCAACUAUUCCAACCAUUACAGAAAACAUAAACAUAACAAUGUAGGGCAACUUCACGACCUACCACGUUCACAAAAAAAUAAGAGAACAAUCGGUCUUUAAACAGUGCAUACAUGUGAUAUAAAGAGAAUAGUUAUAUAUAUUUUAUUAAGAACUUAAAAACUUGUUUAAUAACUUUGAAUAGGGUUUUAAUUUUACAUAUCUCUGCCUUUUUUUAAUCCUGUAUAGCUUUUUGUUGAAACUUUGUUUUUUAUUUAUGGAUAUUUCACUUGUUUUAGUAUAAAUGUGUUUCUUUAAAUGUUUGCGAUGGAAAAAAAAAUCAAAAGCUUUUUUCUUUAUUAUUUUGCCAUUUUUACUAUAUUGUUCAACUAUGUUCUUACCUUUUUAAGCUCACCUGAGCCGAAGGCUCAAGUGAGCUUUUCUGAUCACAUUUUGUCCGGCGUCCGUCUGUCCGUCUGUCUGUCUGUCCGUAAACUUUUCACAUUUUCGACUUCUUCUCAAGAACUGCUGGGCCAAUUUCAACCAAACUUACCACAAAGCAUCCUUGGGUGAAGGGGAUUCAAGUUUGUUCAAAUGAAGGGCCACGCCCUCAUUCAAGGGGAGAUAAUUGAGAAUUAAUGAAAAUUUGAUGGCAUGUUUUAAAAAUCUUCUUCCCAAGAACCACUGUGCCAGGAAAGAUGAAACUUAUGGGGAAUCAUCCUCAGGUAGUGUAGAUUCAAGUUUGUUCAAAUCAUGACCCCCAGGGGUAGAGCGGGGCCAAAAUGGCUGACCAAAGUUUUACAUAGAAAUAUAUAGGAAAAAUCUUUAAAAAUCUUCUUCUCAAGAAUGACCAAGCCAUAAUUCAU
Molecule: messenger RNA, 2237 nt
Organism: Saccostrea cuccullata (small rock oyster)
Lineage: Eukaryota; Metazoa; Mollusca; Bivalvia; Ostreida; Ostreidae
Exons: 7
Coding region: 389-1147 (252 amino acids)
Source: RefSeq, a predicted model, not a curated record